Argiope bruennichi is the source of this 1128-nucleotide messenger RNA. Its product is annotated as G-protein coupled receptor 52-like. The transcript is spliced from 2 exons. The record is from RefSeq and is a predicted model, not a curated record. Gene Ontology annotation, biological process: chemical synaptic transmission; G protein-coupled receptor signaling pathway, coupled to cyclic nucleotide second messenger. Gene Ontology annotation, molecular function: G protein-coupled serotonin receptor activity; neurotransmitter receptor activity. Gene Ontology annotation, cellular component: membrane; dendrite. NCBI's taxonomy places the organism in Eukaryota, Metazoa, Arthropoda, Arachnida, Araneae, Araneidae. Bases 93 to 1103 code for a protein of 336 amino acids.
AUAGUUUCAGACAGCUUUUGGAAUUAACUAUUAGAAAUGUUUAAAAAUGUACGCAAUUUGGUAAAUUAGCUUACAUAUGCAGCUUCACCAGGAUGAAAAUUAAAAAUCUGGUAUCUGAUGACUUCAAUUUCAAGAUCACACCUCCCUUUGAAAUGAAUACAUCUGCAAUCAUUCCAGAACAAGAUUACUAUACAUACGAUGGAGAAAUUGUAUCCAAAGGAGAAAUGGAAUUCGUUUCUCUCGAAAAGGCAGUAGAAGCUGGUUUGGUUGUCGCUUUGUGUAUAUCAACAACAACCAGCAACCUCAUCACCAUUUGCGCCAUUUUGAGCGUUCCAAGACAGAAAGUUCUGGACUUUUACCUAUUGUCUCUAUCCAUCACAAACUUGCUGGUUUCUACUCUAGUGAUCCCUUUUUCUAUCGCAGCGAAAUCGAAUGUCUUGGGAUGUUCCAGCUACAUUCUCUGCAGCAUCAGUGGCUACAUGCACAUCAGUUUAUCAGCAGUCUACAUGUAUACAUUCAUGUGGAUAUCAGUGGACCGUUAUCUGGCUGUUAGAAAAUCGCUGCGCUAUGAGACCAUUCAAACGCGAACUCGGUGUAAAUGCUGGAUUCUUUUCACUUGGGUUAUGGCCACUUUUCUUUGUUGUCCACCACUUUUAGGAGAUUCCAAAGGUCAUUUUUAUGAUGAGAGUUUCAUGUGUCUAUUGGAUGUUAACAGCAUGCUGCCAUAUAGUAUUACUUUGGCAUGUUUGGUUCUGAUGCCAAGUGUAUUGACUCUGUGUUACACGUAUUGUUAUAUUUUUAUCGAUCCUUCUGCUGAAAGAAAAGACGAUCCAGAUGGCUCCAAUCAUGACCAUAUAGCGACUUUUAUAGUAACAAUUGCGUUUGUAUUAUUAUGGGCGCCAUGGGGAAUACUGAGAGUUGUGGAGCACAUCUGUGGGAAAAUUUUAGCUGGAUCAACGACAAGAUUCUGGCUACUAUUCAUAGGGCAGCUGAAUACAUCUUGGACUCCACUGACUCUUUUAAGUUCUUGUGGAAGAUGUCAAUUAGGGCUAAGAAUGAUGUUCAAACUUUGUUUCAAAACAGAUAACAGUGUGGCGUUAUAACAAUUGUUUAAAAAUGAAAAAAAGU